CCUUCGAACCUUUUAAAAUGUUCCCCCCUCUCUCUGAUUCGUCAGACGCAAGAGAAUGUCCCUCUUUUUGUCUCCCUCUCUCUCUCCCCUCCUCACUCACUCCCUCUUUCUCUCCCCAUCUCUGAUUAGAUAGAUAUACUGAUUCCUCAUUCAAUGGACGUCAUUUAGUGCAGACUCUGCCUUGAGUUGCUUCCUCGCUUCACGCUCGAUUUCCGACCAUUCUUCCCUUAUUAAGAAUUCGUGUAAUAUUAAUAGUCAUGAAUAUCUGCUAUUAGGAGUCCAAGGAAAGAAGCAGCUCUUUGCUAAUAUGAGCUCAGUCGAGGGAACAGCACAGUGAUAGAGACAGAAGACGGAACAGGGAUACAGGAAACUUUAAACAUAAAUCCGCAAGACCAAACAUUGCAUUUUAGAAUCGAAUGAAGGGCAGUGGGAAUUUAACCAAAUUCUGAUGGAUUAUCGUUCUUCGGUGGUGCUUAUCUGAACAUUGGGCUCCGUGAUCUUUCAAUAGUGUUGUUGCUGGCAUUAUUUUGUUUGCUCGUACAUUUUCGUUGUGUUAUAUCAACGUUUUUCUUCUGAAAAUUCUCUUUUGAAUCGCUCGAAAAUCUUCGCAGAUGUUAGUGCACAGCUUUUCCGCGAUGGAUCGUCACGACGGUACCAGCAAUGGGACAGCCAGGCUACCUCAGCUGGGAGGCGUGGGCCAGUCUCCAUAUAGCGCCCCUCCACUCUCCCAUACCCCAAACUCCGACUUCCAGCCACCGUACUUUCCUCCGCCCUACCAGCCAAUCUACCCCCAGUCUCAGGACCCAUACUCGCACGUCAACGACCCCUACUCCCUCAACUCCCUGCACGCUCAGCCGCAGCCACAACACCCUGGCUGGCCGGGCCAGAGGCAAAGUCAGGAGAGCAGUUUGCUGCACCAGCAUCGUGGCUUGCCCCAUCAGCUCUGUAGGGAGUACCGUAGAGAAGUGCUCCUGCCGUCGGGCCACGGAAUCGAUACGGGACUCUCAGAUUCUAUCCCAAUCCAUGGAAUACCUCACUCUUUAGAAGAUGUUCAGGUAAUUCAGCAUUAUUUGCAUGUUGAGGAUCAAGGAAUUCACAUCCCAGAUCAGACUGUAAUUAAAAAAGGUCCAGUUUCUUUAUCCAAGAACAACAACGUCUCCGCCAUUCCGAUAAAUAAGGAUGGUCUUUUUGGCGGUGUGGUAAACCCCAACGAGGUGUUCUGCUCUGUUCCGGGUCGCCUGUCUCUGCUCAGCUCCACAUCAAAAUACAAGGUCACGGUGGCGGAAGUGCAGAGACGCCUUUCGCCGCCUGAGUGCCUCAACGCGUCACUGCUGGGCGGGGUGCUGAGAAGGGCCAAGUCUAAGAAUGGCGGAAGGUCCCUCAGAGAGAAAUUGGAUAAAAUCGGAUUAAAUCUACCUGCAGGUAGACGCAAAGCCGCAAACGUUACCCUGCUGACGUCACUAGUCGAAGGCGAAGCCGUGCAUCUUGCCAGAGAUUUUGGUUACGUAUGCGAGACUGAGUUUCCAGCCAAGGCAGUAGCUGAAUAUACAAACCGUCAGCAUUCCGACCCAAACGAACAAGUCCAGAGGAAAAACAUGUUAUUGGCAACGAAGCAAAUCUGCAAAGAAUUCACAGACCUGCUUUCCCAGGACCGUACGCCCUUGGGGAAUUCUCGACCACAACCUAUUCUUGAGCCAGGGAUUCAGAGUUGCUUGACCCAUUUCAGUCUCAUUUCUCACGGAUUCGGGACCCCGGCCAUGUGCGCGGCCCUCACCGCUCUCCAGAACUAUCUGACCGAGGCGAUUAAAGCCAUGGACAAAAUGUACCUGAACAACAACAGUCACUCAGACAGCGGCACUAAAGGCGGAGACAAAGACGAGAAGCACAGAAAGUGAUUCCCACCUGAAAGCCCAAUAUAAAUAUUAUAAAUACAUAUAAAUACUAUUGAUCAAGUUAACGUGCCACUUCCUGAUCUCGCGAUGAUUUUACAUGUUUGUUUUUAAUACCAUUCAACUUUGGAUUCACGGGAAGUGAUGCGCAAGAUCCCCACAAUAAUUAAAAAGAAAAAAAUGCUGAAAGGCGCAAAGAACAGAUCCAGAGAGGGAAAGAUCUCUGCCACAUCUAUGACUUUUUAUGUACUCCCUCUUUUUAUGAGCUGCAACGGACUGAAAUCGAGCGACCCUUAUAUCUCUCAAUUUACGAUUGUAGCCAUGUGACAAAAAGAAGCGAAAAGAGGAUGAAUUAUUAUCAGUAUUGUGAAUAAUAAACUUGAAAAAAAUCCACAGAGUUCCAUGUCAUGACUUCAGUUGUAGACUCUCACUCCAAGCGACCAACUUGAACUUUGAAUUUCAACACGAUUCACGGUUAUAUAAGGGAAUCUGUGUUCAUGUAUGUAUAUAUUUAUUUAUGUGUAAUUUAAUGGGAAUUGUAAAUAUGGUGCGUCUGUUGAAACUUCUUUUUUAUUUAUCUGGUGCCUCCUGUUUUAGUGGGUUUAAAUAUUCGGUUAGUUCUUCAUGUGGUUUUAUGGUUAUUAGAAAACAGAAGUUUGGGGUAUUUUUUCUCUGGGAUAUUUCAAUUCAGCCCUCUUGUAGCAUGUUGAGGCGACAUUGAAGCAAGUAAACAAAUUUAUUAGAAAUAAACCUCCAUUUCUCUCUAGCUAUAUCAUCCUUAUUCCAUUCAGUUUUUUAAUUGAAAAGUGCAUAAUCGAGACCCCGAAGAGAACUGUUUUGUGUUUCUACUUUCUUGUUUUUAUACAAGCUUUUAUGUGUUGUGCCAAUCAGAAUACGUUUCACUUGUUCUUCCCUUGAAGCACCAUAAAAGCAAUAAAUGGAUAUUGUCUUUUGAUUAUUUUUUUUAUGUUCGAAGUAAUUCUAAGCAUUUGGGACCAUCUGAUAUCUUGUAUGUCCAAUGUCCAAAUUGGAGGCGGUUUUAGCUGUAUUGUAUAGACUUGUGCUGGCAAUAGUUCCCAUGCCUGUCAAUGUAUUAUAGUCCUUUGUUGCCCAGAAAAAAAUAAACAUUUGAUACGCUUCAUGUUGA
This is a messenger RNA of Oncorhynchus mykiss (rainbow trout), 3036 nucleotides long. It is a transcript of the gene tfap2a, whose product is annotated as transcription factor AP-2 alpha. Gene Ontology annotation, molecular function: DNA-binding transcription factor activity, RNA polymerase II-specific; RNA polymerase II transcription regulatory region sequence-specific DNA binding. Gene Ontology annotation, cellular component: nucleus. Lineage: Eukaryota; Metazoa; Chordata; Actinopteri; Salmoniformes; Salmonidae. Gene Ontology annotation, biological process: regulation of cell population proliferation; anatomical structure development; regulation of transcription by RNA polymerase II. The record is from RefSeq and is a predicted model, not a curated record.